Molecule: messenger RNA, 677 nt
Organism: Saccostrea echinata
Lineage: Eukaryota; Metazoa; Mollusca; Bivalvia; Ostreida; Ostreidae
Exons: 2
Coding region: 96-677 (193 amino acids)
Source: RefSeq, a predicted model, not a curated record
CAAGUUUUGAAAAUUUCACUAUUUUUAACAAACACUUGGUUGGUGUAAAAAACAAGAAGAUUAAGUUGCUACUAAACAAACCAAUCUACACGGGAAUGACUGUUUUAGACCUGUCCAAACUAUUCAUGUAUCAAUUUCAUUGUGGAUAUGUCAAGAAACAGUAUGGUGACAGGGCAACGUUGCUAAUGACAGACACCGACUCCUUAUUUUACAAGUUUCAAACGGAAGAUUUGUAUCAAGACAUGGCUCGAAAUAAAGAGUUAUUUGAUACAUCCAACUACCCAAAGAACCAUUUCCUUUAUAGCGAGACAAACAAGAAAGAAGUUAGGAAGUUGAAAGACGAAACCGGAGGGUAUCCCGUAAAAGAAUUUGUGGGACUGAGAGCUAAAAUGUAUUCAUUUUUAAUUCACGACGAGAAGGAAACGCAGAUAAAAAAGGCAAAGGGAAUUGCCAAAUCUAUUGUCGCCAAGGAAUUAAACCAUCUCCAUUACAAGAAUUGUCUUUUUGAACAACAACGAUGCAGACAUAUGAUGCAGAACAUUCGUAGUGACAAUCAUAUCUUGUAUCUAAAAUCCAUCAAUAAAAUAUCAUUGUCACCUUUCGAUGAUAAACGAUGGUGGUUAGCUCCAUUUGGAGUCGACAGCUUCUCCUAUGGACAUUAUAAAAUUGACAAAUGA